This is a messenger RNA of Bufo gargarizans (Asiatic toad), 3712 nucleotides long. It is a transcript of the gene ANKRD52, whose product is annotated as ankyrin repeat domain 52. Gene Ontology annotation, molecular function: protein binding. NCBI's taxonomy places the organism in Eukaryota, Metazoa, Chordata, Amphibia, Anura, Bufonidae. Bases 113 to 3376 code for a protein of 1087 amino acids. The record is from RefSeq and is a predicted model, not a curated record. The transcript is spliced from 29 exons.
AAAAAGGACCGAAGAGAAGGCGCAUAUCAGGCGCCCCCAGCCGCUCUCUGUUGUCCGUUCCGCGGGAGAUAGCCCCUCAUGACGGGACCUCCAUGCUGACUGACCGCAGGACAUGGGAGUCCUCGAAAUCACUGACCAGCAUUCACUGGUCCAAGCAAUAUUCAAUCGCAACCUAGAAGAAGUACAAUUGCUAUUGAGCCAAAAGGAAAAUGUCAACGCUUUGGACCAAGAGAGGCGCACGCCUCUGCAUGCUGCUGCCUACUUAGGAGACAUCCCUGUUAUGGAGCUAUUAAUACAGUCCGGUGCUAAUGUUAAUGCAAAGGAUUCAAUCUGGCUUACUCCCUUGCACCGGGCAGCAGCUGCACGAAAUGAGAGGGCAGUCUCUCUUCUUGUAAAGCACUCUGUGGAUGUCAAUGCCCGGGACAAGAACUGGCAAACUCCACUACAUGCUGCAGCUGCUAACAGAGCAACGAAAUGUGCGGAGACCUUAAUGGGAUUGGUGAAAAAUGUCAACAUAGCAGAUCGGACAGGACGUACUGUGCUUCACCAUGCUGUGCUCAGUGGCAGCGUAGAGAUUGUUGUAAUGCUUUUAAACAGAAGGGCACACCACAGCAUUUGUGAUAAAAAGGAGCGGCACCCUAUCCUGUAUGCAUCUUACCUUGGACACCUGGAGAUUGCAAAGCUGCUUAUAUCUCGGGGAGCUGACGCAAUGUCGAAGGAUAAGAACGGUUAUACACCCCUUCAUGCAGCUGCUUCUAGUGGGAGGAUAGACAUUGUGAAAUAUUUGUUAAAACUUGGCGUGGAGAUCGAUGAACCCAAUUGUUUUGGAAACACUGCCCUGCACAUAGCCUGUUACAUGGGUCAGGAUGCUGUGGCUAAUGAACUUGUCAACUAUGGCUCCAAUGUCAACCAGCCCAAUGAGAAGGGCUUCACCCCUCUGCACUUUGCUGCUGUUUCCACAAAUGGGGCAUUGUGCCUGGAGCUGCUAGUCAACAAUGGAGCUGAUGUCAAUCACCAGAGUAAAGAAGGGAAGAGCCCCUUACACAUGGCUGCCAUACACGGAAGAUUUACUCGUUCCCAGAUUUUGAUUCAAAAUGGUGGUGAAAUUGACUGUGCUGAUAAAUAUGGCAAUACCCCUCUGCAUGUUGCUGCUAGAUAUGGGCAUGAGCUGCUAAUAAGUACAUUGAUGACAAAUGGUGCUGAUACUGCAAGGCGUGGUGUUCAUGGCAUGUUUCCCCUGCACUUAGCUGUUCUGUAUGGGUUCUCAGACUGUUGCCGAAAGCUACUUUCCUCAGGUCAGUUGUACAGCAUAGUGGCCUCGCUGAGCAAUGAACAUGUGCUGUCUGCCGGCUUUGAUAUCAACACACCUGACAACCUCGGGAGGACCUGCCUCCACGCUGCUGCUUCAGGAGGCAAUGUUGAAUGUCUUAAUUUGCUAGCAAGCAGUGGCGCUGAUCUGAUGAGACGAGAUAAAUUUGGAAGGACACCGCUGCAUUACGCUGCUGCCAAUGGCAGCUACCAGUGCACAGUGACUCUAGUCACCGCUGGAGCCAGUGUUAAUGUGGCAGACUUUAAAGGCUGCACUCCCAUACACUAUGCUGCUGCUUCAGAUACCUAUAAGAGGGUUCCCCAUGCUGGCUCAAAAUCUUCAAACCACGCCGAACAGUCCAGAAUGGUGGACUCUAACGCUGGGAAAGGCCACGAGUCUGAAGAAGAUGAUGAGAAGGCAUCGCUAGAAAAAGAGGCUUUCUUUGCCUUAGAAUUUCUGCUGGACAACAAUGCCGACCCUUCACUUCGAGAUAAACAGGGUUAUGCUGCUGUUCACUAUGCAGCCGCUUUUGGCAACAGGCAGAACUUGGAACUACUCCUAGAGAUGUCAUUUAACUGCCUGGAGGAUGUGGAAAGCACUGUACCGGUUAGCCCUUUGCACUUAGCGGCCUUCAAUGGUCGCUGCGAUGCCCUGAAAACUCUAGCGGAGACGCUGGUAAAUCUGGACGUUCGUGAUCACAAAGGCCGCACUGCGCUUUACCUCGCCACAGAGAGGGGUUUUACAGAGUGUGUGGAGGUUCUGAUGAGCCAUGGGGCCUCCCCUCUCAUAAAGGACCGCAAGAAAAAAUGGACACCAUUGCAUGUAGCAGCUGCCUCUGGAAACACUGAUGUUCUUCACCUGCUAAUUGAUAGCAGUGAGAGACCAGACAUUACUGAUGUAACGGAUGCGCAUGGGCAAACCCCCCUUAUGCUUGCUGUGAUGAAUGGACAUGUUGACUGUGUUCACCUGCUGCUGGAGAAAGGAGCCACUGUAGAUGCUGGAGAUAAGCGAGGAAGAACCACACUACACAGAGCAUCAGUAACUGGUUGUGAAGAUUGUGUGGGAGCUCUGCUGGACCAUGAUGCCUUUGUGCUGUGUCGGGAUUACAAGGGACGCACACCUAUUCACUUUGCUUCAGCUUGCGGCCAUGCAACAUUGGUGCAUGUGUAUUUGCAGGCUGCACUUUCAACAGACCCACUGGAUGCAGUGGUGGAUUACAACGGAUACACUCCCAUGCACUGGGCUGCUUACAAUGGGCAUGAAGAUUGUUUGGAAUUGUUACUUGAACACAACCCAUUUGCUUACCUCGAAGGAAACCCUUUCACCCCUUUGCACUGUGCAGUAAUUAACAGCCAAGACGGUACGGCUGAGAUGCUUAUAACAGCAUUGGGUGCCAAGAUUGUGAAUACCAGAGAUGCCAAAGGAAGGACACCUCUUCAUGCUGCAGCCUUUGCUGACAACAUGAAUGGUUUACAGCUACUGCUGCACCACCAAGCGGAGGUUGAUGCCUCUGACCAGGCAGGUCGGACACCACUGAUGAUAGCAGCAGAAAAUGGGAAAACUGCAGCAGUUGAGUUCCUGUUGUUUCACAUGAAAGCAGAUUUAACUGUGAUGGACAUAAACAAGAACACUGCUCUUCACCUAGCCUGCAGCAAGGGACAUGAAAAGUGUGCCUUGCUGCUUCUAGGGGAAACCCAGGACACUGGCCUUAUCAAUGCAACUAACAGCAUGCUGCAAAUGCCGCUUCACAUUGCUGCCCGAAAUGGGCUUGCAUCUGUUGUCCAAGCUUUGCUUACCAGAGGAGCUACUGUUUUGGCUGUGGAUGAGGAAGCAGGUCACACCCCAGCCUUGGCCUGCGCUCCCAACAAAGACGUAGCAGAUUGCUUGGCACUUAUCCUAUCCACCAUGAAGCCUUUCCCACCAAAAGACGCCAUCCUUCCCUUCAGUUUCAACCUCCUGAACAACUGCGGUAUUGCUGCCAAGACUGCCCUCCCUAACGGCGGCAGCUGUCCCUACUCAAAGGAUCGUCAUAGUUCCAUUGCCAUGGAUGGCUGCUACUCCGAGUAGCUACUCCCGCCUUGCGGGUUACCCAAAACCUUACUAUAAUUUAUUUAGGUUAACGUGUGUAUAGGGCACUUUAAAGGAGAACAAGACACAUCAUUUGCAGAGGUAUCAACUGUGCCUGGGCUUUCUUCCUAUUUUCACCUGCUCUCUUGAGCUGUCCUGGCUUGCACUGAAGCUUAUGUAGUAUUGUACCUUCUUUGUAUUUAGGAAAGAGCCCAGGUCAGGUGGAAUGGAGUUUGCCGAUGGGGUACAGAAUUAAUGUGUGAUUCUUUAAUCGGCUACCAUUGCUUCUUCACCAUCUUUGGAAGAGGAAGCCCUCUGUAUCCAUAUUUUAAAAGG